AUGCCCUUCGGAAUCUUGGAACCAGAGGCUAGCAGUCAAUGCCCCGGCACGGUUGUGAUCACUGAUCAUAGCAAUUUGCACGAUUCUACUACAACGGAGGGCAGCGUUCCCGUCACGAGUGGGCUGAAAAAAGAUGCAUCUGGCGUGGUGGUGCUUGCUCCACAGCCGUCCGACUCUCCCGGCGAUCCUCUGAACUGGACGGCAACGAAGAAGAACUUGUUCACGGUGGCAUAUACAUGGAUCUGUGGCGCCGUCGGGGCACUUGGACCGCUGCUCAUCGCGGCGUAUCGACCGCUCUCGCAGCAAUGGGGGGUCGAAAUAGGCCAGUUUGCCACCGGUGCGCAGGGCAGUCUUCUGUGCGGCUUUGGCGUUGGAGCGGUUCUGUUUAAUGCCGUGGCCGCCAAGAUGGGCAAACGACCGGUGUAUCUUUUCACCAAUGCGAUGCUGAUGAUAGCUUGCUUCUGGGGUGCGGCGUCGCGGUCCUUUGCAUCGUUCGUGGCCUCGCGUGCGGUCGCAGGACUCUGCAUGGGUCCAAUGACGGCCCUGGUGCCGGCUUCUGUCGGGGAUGUGUGGUUCGUCCAUGAACGUGGCCUUCGCACGUCCCUCUAUGCGCUUGCGUUCUUGUCGGGCAAUCAUCUCGCCUCGCCCAUCGCUGGAACUAUCAUCGAACACGGGUCGUGGAGAAUUUGCAUGAAUGCAAUGGGCGGUGCCUUUGGCGUGUCCACCCUCCUCGUGUUCUUCCUCAUGCCCGAAACGACGUUUGAACGCAUCCACGAGGGCAUGGAGGCUAAAAGCACCAGUGCCCAUCUUGAGACCUCCGAGGAGCACGAGAUCCGCCAGGGACAGUCGUAUGCGCGACAGCUAUUGCCUUAUCAAGGCUAUCGAGGCCGAACUGCGUUCUCCAAAGCCUUGGUCGGACCCUUUUUCGCACUGGCCAAUCCGACGGUCGUCUGGGCAGCGGUGCUAUUCAUGACGAAUCUCGGGUUUGUGGUCGGCCUAGGAGCGACGCAGUCACUCAUCUUCGGCGCUCCGCCUUACAACUUCUCCAUCACACAGGUGGGCCUCGUCAACCUCUCUGCAUUUGUGGCCGCUUUACUGGGGACGGCCGCUUCCAAACCAUUGCUCGACGGCAUUGCCCAGCGUCUUUCCAAGUCUAACCACGGUAUCUUCGAGCCCGAGUUCCGACUCAUCCCGAUGGUAUUCACUUUACUCUUCACCACCGCCGGGUACUUCGUCUGGGGGCAAUCCAUCUCCCAAGGUCUGCCAUGGGCCGUUCCUGUCGUGGUCGGACUCGGCUUCGUCACGUUCGGGACCCAGAUCGGCAUCGCCACGAUCUUCACAUACGUCGUCGACUGCCACCAGCAGGACGCCGCUCCCGCUUUGGGGCUGAUCACGCUGUGUCAAGCCAUGUUCUCUUUCGGGCUGACCUUCUACAUCAACGAAUGGGUCAGUCAAUCGGGUCCCCGGGACUGUUUCUUCGCGAUUGGGUCUCAUGGCCGGCUUGAUUUCUCUCACGCUCCCGUUGUAAGCCCUUUGCGCUACGAGAUCAUUUGUGGUGGGAGAUGUUGCUAA
Zasmidium cellare ATCC 36951 is the source of this 1572-nucleotide messenger RNA. RefSeq lists its product as uncharacterized. The coding region runs from base 1 to 1572 and encodes 523 amino acids. The transcript is spliced from 5 exons. The record is from RefSeq and is a predicted model, not a curated record. Lineage: Eukaryota; Fungi; Ascomycota; Dothideomycetes; Mycosphaerellales; Mycosphaerellaceae. Gene Ontology annotation, molecular function: transmembrane transporter activity. Gene Ontology annotation, biological process: transmembrane transport.